UACAACACAAGGUCACAAGCACCCAAGCGUAGGAACGCAAUGGUGAAGUUCACCGCACGCCGGAGCAUGCCCGAGCCGGUGGCGCCGGCACGGCCAACACCACGCGAGACCAAGAUCCUCUCCGACGUCGACGACUGUUAUGACCUACGAGUAUACUCUUUUGUGAUCGAGUUCUUCCACUGCCGACCAGGCGGCCAUCCGACGACGACGCCGGCGAAGGCCGUCAAGGCGGCCCUCGCGGAGUCUCUAGUGUACUAUUAUCCCAUUGCCGGUCGGCUGAGGGAGGUCCCCGGAAACAAGCUGGUGGUAGAUUGUACCGGAGAGGGAGCGGUGUUCGUGGAAGCAUCGGCCGACGUGGGCCUGGAAGAGUUUGGACAUCCGCCACCGCGGCCACCGUACCCAUGCGUCGAGGAACUCUUAUGCGAUGCAGGCGAUACGACAGUCAUGGUCGGCAAGCCCUUGUUCUUCAUCCAAGUAUGA
Molecule: messenger RNA, 480 nt
Organism: Triticum aestivum (bread wheat)
Lineage: Eukaryota; Viridiplantae; Streptophyta; Magnoliopsida; Poales; Poaceae
Product: acyl transferase 1-like
Exons: 1
Coding region: 40-480 (146 amino acids)
Source: RefSeq, a predicted model, not a curated record